AUGGCGAUACGCCGCACCUAUUCGUCCAAGACCCCCUCACUCGCCAUCCUCGACGACUACCUGAACACUUCGUCUUCUCAUUUCGCCAAAAUCCCGCCUUCCCAGCUCCGGACCACCACCUUCAACGACAUCAUCGCCCCAAGCGACGAGGUGGACUCGGCGCGGUUGGUCGAGCGGCUCCAGCCCUUCGAACUCAUGUCAACCGUCCGCAAACGCACCACCUUCCCAGGCUCCCUCCUACGCCAGCUGCACAAUCUCAAACUCCUGCUGGCCACUAAUACGCAGUUUGAGAUGUUUGACCUCGCAUCAGCAAGGCAGCUAGGCAUCAAGGUCGUCGCAGCCCCUGGUCUGGGUCGCACCAACCAGGCUGGACCUGUAUGCCCUAACAUCAAGAAGGGCAGCGUCCACCCCACGACACAGCACGCUUGCGCACUGAUCCUAGCCCUCGCCCUCAAUGCCGUCGCUGACGACGCCUUGCUCAACGACGCCCUGCUCAAGGCGGGUUCUGGAUCGUAG
Messenger RNA from Clonostachys solani, 516 nucleotides. Lineage: Eukaryota; Fungi; Ascomycota; Sordariomycetes; Hypocreales; Bionectriaceae. The record is from the annotation of a GenBank genome assembly.